Molecule: messenger RNA, 592 nt
Organism: Ceraceosorus bombacis
Lineage: Eukaryota; Fungi; Basidiomycota; Exobasidiomycetes; Ceraceosorales; Ceraceosoraceae
Source: the annotation of a GenBank genome assembly
GAGCCGUUCAAGGGGAAAGGUAUAGCAAGGGGUACGGCCGGUAGUUCAUGCCCAAGCUUCUUGCGGCAUUUCUCUCUUUCAACGAUCCCAGCCCCCCCCCACUCAACUCUUUGGCAAGACAUGUUCCCCGCUCCUUGGAAGAUGGCAACCACCUUUCCAGCCACACCGUACCACCCCCCAACCCACCUUUGCCUCGUCCGACGAUACACGCAACUCUGGAGCGCUUGCAUAGAAAGUUCGAACGUCUUCAUCGAGCGCGAGCGCGAGACUUGCAAGCACCAGGCAGGGGCACACGUCCCCCGCUCAUUUAAAUCAAUUGCUCGCUCGCACGCCUCACGCACGCCCCCCACACGCCCUUCACAACGAUCCGGUCGAGAAGCAAUCAACAGUCAAGGCGCCUUCUGUCCCAUUAGCCAUUUGUAUUGAUAACGUUUUCCGCGCCGCGCCGCGCAUCAUUCAUCAUCCCAUGGCAAGCCAAGCGAAUAGAGAUAAUUUUUGAGCCUCGCAAGAUGCAAAAUGCAUCGCGAUCGGGGGGGAGGGAGGUUUGAAUAAGCAUCCCAGGAGCAUGUGACGCGCAUCGCGUUGAACGCAG